This is a messenger RNA of Trichoderma citrinoviride, 1149 nucleotides long. RefSeq names its product peroxisome membrane protein. The coding region runs from base 16 to 1149 and encodes 377 amino acids. The transcript has 3 exons. The record is from RefSeq and is a predicted model, not a curated record. Gene Ontology annotation, biological process: peroxisome organization. Gene Ontology annotation, cellular component: peroxisomal membrane. Lineage: Eukaryota; Fungi; Ascomycota; Sordariomycetes; Hypocreales; Hypocreaceae.
GAAGAGGCAGAUGCAAUGCCGGCCAACGCAACAAAGCCGGCGCCCAACCGGCCGCAGCGGCGCGUGACGGUCGGCCAGGUGCUGGCGAUGCCGCCCAAGUGGCUGGGCAUGUACGACGACUUCAUCACAAAGAACGCCGGCCAGGUGUCGCAGAUCGAGAGCGCGCUGAGGAGCUUGACGUACAUCAUUCCCGGCCGCUUCCGCGAUGCCGAAAUCGCCUCCGAGUCGAUCCAUUCCGGCGUCCAGCUGCUGUCGCUCUACCACGACGGCAUCCUCUCGCAGGCCGUCUCGAAGCUGCCGACGGCACCCGCCCGCUCGGCCCACGCGCGCUACACGCGAUACUGGACGCAGAAGAGCAAGACGUAUCGCCGGGUCGCCAUGGUGCUGCAGAUGGUCGUCUACACGGAGCUGCUGUGCGAGAUGAGCGCCAAGCGCCGCGGCGGCGAGAAGGCGCGGUGGAACGUCGUCGUGCUGCUCGAGGCCAUCAAGGCCUUUUGCCGCCUCAUCCUCAUGCGCGUCACGCGCUCGCGCCCGCUCGUCACCCCCGUGCUGCCGGAGCGGGAGCCCAUCCCCGACGACAGCGCCGACGACGACAACGAGGAUCUGGUGACGGCCAGGAGCGAGAGCGAGCUGAUGGAUGAGACGUCGCCCAACGGAUCCGCGUGGACGAUGCCCCGGACCGGCAUGAGCCUGCCGUCUCUGCCGAACCCCGGCGACGUCGGGUCUUACCUGCUGGGACGCGUCCUGACGGCGGACGACAUCAAGCCGGCCAACAAGCUCCUCAGCACGCUGCAAGGAGGCGGCCAGUUUGCCGAGAUCCUGCACAUCCUGACGCCCUUGAUCUACGCAGUGUCCCUGGCCCGCAGCAGGAACAAGAAGUCAUGGACGCCGUGGCUGGUGGGCGUGACGCUCGAAUAUGCGGCUCGCCAGCUCCGCCAACGCAGCAUGCGAACGUCAACGCUGGAACGGGACGAGUGGAACAAGAGAGGCUGGGCCAUGAUCUGGUGGAUGAUGCGCGGCGCCUUCUACGAGAAUGUCACCAAGGGGGCCGUCAACGGGGUGACGAGCAGGAUGCCGAGCUUCAUCGCGACGAUUCUGCAGGAUUACGAAUAUCUGUGGGAGAAUUACUACUUUAGCACGAGUGGUUGA